AUGACCUUCUCGUCGCAAAUUCACACCUUCCACUCGGGCAAACCCCAACCUGACUCGUCCUCGUCCUCGUCCUCGUCCGCAUCGACCUUUGAAUCCAUCGAUCCCGCCACGGGAAGCCCGCUGGCUACCAUCUACACGACCACCCCCAAACAGCUCGACGACGCCGUCGCCGCCGCUCAAGCCGCCUUCCCCGUCUGGUCGCAGACUCCUGCGCCGAAGCGCGCCGCCGUCCUCCUGCGCGCUGCCGCCAUUCUCCGCCAGCGCAAUGACGAGCUCGCCUUGACCGAGACUCUCGACACGGGCAAGGCCUGGGCCGAGACGUCCACCGUGGAUGUCGUCACCGGCGCCGACGUCCUCGAAUACUACGCUCACUUCGUCGCCGGCGGGCUGCCCGGCCAGCAUACCCGUCUCCGCCGCGACGCCUACAUCCUGACCACCCACGAGCCCUUGGGGGUUUGCGCCGGCAUUGGCGCCUGGAACUACCCUAUUCAGAUUGCCCUGUGGAAAUCGGCCGCUUGCCUGGCAGCCGGCAACUGCAUGGUGUACAAGCCCAGCGAAGUCACGCCCCUGCACGCAAACACCCUGGCUCAAAUCUACGUCGAGGCGGGCCUACCCGCUGGCGUCUUCAACGUUGUGUAUGGCGACGGCCCUUCUGUUGGUGCGCCCUUGGUCGCCCAUCCCGGCAUUGCCAAGGUCAGCUUCACCGGCCAGGUCAGCACCGGCGCCAAGGUCGCCAGCGAAGCUGCCAAGGGCAUGAAGAGCGUCACCAUGGAGCUUGGGGGGAAAAGCCCCGUCAUCGUCUUGCCCGACGCCCAUGUUGACGAGGCGGCCGACAUCGCCAUGGCCGCAAACUUCUUCUCAACCGGCCAGGUUUGCACCAACGGAACCCGCGUCUUUGUCCCCGACACCAUGCUCGAGGCCGUCGAGGAGGCCGUGGUGCAGCGUUGCCGGCAAGGCGUCCGCAUGGGACUGCCGCGCGACGAAAGGACCAACUUUGGCCCCGUCGUCAGUGCUGCCCAGCGCGACAAGAUCAACAUGUACAUUGAGCACGGCAAGCAGGUUGACCGCGCCAAAGUCCUCUACGACGGAUCCCUUGACGCGCAAAAGGACAAGCCCACGCCCGGAGGCUUCUGGGUUCCUCCCGUCGUCUUCACAAACUGCACGGAUGGCAUGCGCGUCGUUGGCGAAGAGAUUUUCGGUCCCGUCAUGUGCAUCCUGCCCUACAAGGUACGGGGGAAAUCUCAACAAGACUGGUUGGCCGAGGUGAUUCGCCGGGCGAACGGCACGCCCAUGGGCCUGGCUGCCGGGGUGGUGUCGAGCGAUGUUGGUCUGGCCCAGGACGUGAUUCGACAGCUGGACGCAGGCAUCACUUGGAUCAACACAUGGGGUGAGUCUCCGGCGGAGAUGCCGGUUGGCGGGUGGAAGAUGAGCGGGAUUGGGUUGGAGAAUGGCCACGAGGGCAUCCAGGCCUACAUGAGGGUCAAGAGUACCUUGGUGCAGCUAGGUCAAGGGGCUUGCAGGGGAUUAUUUGCUGCCAAGCUGUAG
This is a messenger RNA of Ustilaginoidea virens, 1545 nucleotides long. RefSeq lists its product as uncharacterized. The coding region runs from base 1 to 1545 and encodes 514 amino acids. The transcript has a single exon. The record is from RefSeq and is a predicted model, not a curated record. Lineage: Eukaryota; Fungi; Ascomycota; Sordariomycetes; Hypocreales; Clavicipitaceae. Gene Ontology annotation, molecular function: aldehyde dehydrogenase (NAD+) activity.